Messenger RNA from Pseudovirgaria hyperparasitica, 546 nucleotides. RefSeq lists its product as uncharacterized. The transcript has a single exon. The record is from RefSeq and is a predicted model, not a curated record. The annotation marks the transcript as partial. NCBI's taxonomy places the organism in Eukaryota, Fungi, Ascomycota, Dothideomycetes, Acrospermales, Acrospermaceae. Gene Ontology annotation, cellular component: cyclin-dependent protein kinase holoenzyme complex; nucleus. Gene Ontology annotation, biological process: regulation of cyclin-dependent protein serine/threonine kinase activity. Gene Ontology annotation, molecular function: protein kinase binding; cyclin-dependent protein serine/threonine kinase regulator activity.
GCUCUGGACUGCUUCGUGCAGAUGCCAGUCUCUAGGGACAUGAUUGCAUAUCUUGCUCGAAAGGCCUCCCAAGUUAUUCGAUGCGAGGCUCGUCCAGAGACCCGCAAGCAACUACCUCCUACUCCUCCCUCCAGUCCACCCCAGCGUUCGUCACAUGUACAGGAUUCGAUAUUACCUUCCGUCGAGGCAUUCAUCACAUCACUGGUUGAGCGGUCACAUGUACAGGUACCAACUCUGAUGACCUCGCUGGUCUACCUGAGCAGACUACAAGCCCGUCUUCCUUCGGUUGCAAAGGGCAUGCAAUGUACCGUUCACCGGAUAUUCCUCGCCUCUUUGAUCCUGGCCGCCAAAAAUCUCAACGACUCUUCCCCCAAGAACAAGCACUGGGCCCGCUACACUUCAGUGCGUGGAUACGAAAACUUUGGCUUCUCAAUCACCGAAGUCAACCUGAUGGAGAGGCAGCUCCUCCACCUUCUGGAAUGGGACCUCCGGAUCAAUCCUGAAGAUCUUUACAUACACCUCGAGCCGUUCUUGGCGCCUAUCCGU